UCCCACCUUCUCCACCUUCCCUUACAACUCCAAAGCUUCAAAUUCCAAAAACAUCAACAACAAAAAAAUAAAAAAUAAAAAAAUAUGGCGUCGUCUACACACGAACACCACCUCCAUCACCUCCCUACUCCCUACGGCACCACCACAGCUCCUCCACCAACUCCUUCAACCCAACCUAAUAGCCUCCUUUCCACCUCCGGAUCCGAAGCCGCUGACUCUCUCUCCCGUCUCCUCCACCGUAUUCCACCCACUCUUUCUCUCUCCUUCCCCGGUCGCCGCCAAUCUCCGCCAUUAACCACCACUUCCCCACCUCUCAUCUCUCUCUCCGACCCUAAACCAACUCUUCACUCUAACCUCCUCUCCGCUGCCAAACAACACGGUUACUUCCAACUCACCAAUCACUCAAUCUCCUCUCAGCUUGCCACCUCAGCCGAGUCCGAAUCUUCAUCCAUUUUCAAUCUCCCACAUGAUGAAAAACAACGUUACUUCCCCAAGAACUGGCCGUUGGGAUUCGAUAACGACGACGAUGAUGACGACGACAACGUUAACGGGAAGUCGUUAUGUCUCGACUCGUCGUGCUCCGUUGAGUCAAACUCAACCGAGUUGUGGUUGACCUCUCUCCGUGAGUUUACUUGCCAAAUGGAGAAACUUGGGUUGCAGGUGAUUGAAGAGUUGGCUUGUGCUGUAGGGUUUGAGAACCCGGUCGGAGAAGACCGAACCCGGUUCUGUUCGUUGAUGUGGAUAUCCGAGACUGAGGGCGGUUUAAGUAAUAAGCCGCUUUCCUCGAGUCCGUUGUACCCGUUUGUAAUCGGGUUAAGUUUUCAAAUACGUUGUCGGAAGUACUCCAUGUUGGCGGAUUCGGGUUGGGUAUCCGUUUCUCCUCAAGUGGACUCGGUCUUGGUGACCCUUGGUGACAUAGCCCAGGUAUGGAGCAAUGGAAAGGUGAAAAAAGUGAGAGGAAGAGCAAUACCUACUAGUGCUGAUAUAGCGGAAGGCAAGAGUAAUAGUAAUUCCCACAGCGUAUCAAUGACAUUGCUAGUGACACUUCCGCUUGAGAGUACUGUCACUCCGUUGCUUCCUAAAUCGGCGCCACCAGUUGAUGAUGGCGAGAAUAAUUCAGAAAGUCCAAUGUUCAAUCCUUUUUCUUUCGAGGAUUACGCAUGGAGAGUCUAUCAUGAACGCCUUCUACUUAAGGAUCCUCUUGUCAGAUACCGUCUUUGAUUAUUGUUAUGGAGUUGCCAUCCACUUCAAAUAUCUUCUCUGUUUGUUCAUUUAUUUAUUUGUCCCUUUUCUUGAAAAUUUACGUUCCACUAAUUUACCCUGCCCACUGUUUUUACUUCUCUUUCCAAGAGUGAACUUCGUGAAGAAUAGUUUAUUAUACAUUGUUGGGAAGCAUAUCGGUGCUGAAAGGCCACCUUUGGUGCCUUUUAAGUCCUUGUUCUUUUAUGUGUUUAAUGUAGAACACAUACUACAAUUAAAAUCUCUUUUAUUUGAAUUUUAAAUUUUAAAU
Molecule: messenger RNA, 1510 nt
Organism: Nicotiana tabacum (common tobacco)
Lineage: Eukaryota; Viridiplantae; Streptophyta; Magnoliopsida; Solanales; Solanaceae
Product: gibberellin 2-beta-dioxygenase 2-like
Source: RefSeq, a predicted model, not a curated record